Thalassophryne amazonica is the source of this 1602-nucleotide messenger RNA. It is a transcript of the gene g6pca.1, whose product is annotated as glucose-6-phosphatase a, catalytic subunit, tandem duplicate 1. Bases 268 to 1326 code for a protein of 352 amino acids. The record is from RefSeq and is a predicted model, not a curated record. Lineage: Eukaryota; Metazoa; Chordata; Actinopteri; Batrachoidiformes; Batrachoididae. Gene Ontology annotation, biological process: glucose 6-phosphate metabolic process; gluconeogenesis. Gene Ontology annotation, molecular function: glucose-6-phosphatase activity. The transcript is spliced from 5 exons. Gene Ontology annotation, cellular component: membrane.
AUCUGUGUAGCUUAUUUCUGAAUUAAUGGAUUUUAAAGGGGCCUCUGAGGUAUAAAGGUUAAGAAACCUGAAUGCACUCUUCAAAAGACAAACAAAUUCACUCAUGUUGAGUAAAGUCCAACGGGAAUCGCACUUCGGUUAAAUCAGAAGGGACUUUUGAAGAGAGCCUGACAGCGGGUGAACAUACAUAAAGAUAAACUAAUCUUCAACUCAGCCAAAACCUGCAGCCCAGUCUCAAGGACAGGUCUGGGUUUCGUUAUUUGCAACAUGAUGGAUCUUCUCCACAGCUGGGGGAUCGAACUGGCAGUGCAUCUACAGACCGAAUACAGCAGGUAUGAGGACUGGUUUAAUCUGGCAUCAACAGUGGCUGAUCUGCAUACCACAUUCUUCUGGCUAUUCCCCAUCUGGUUCUACCUGCGGAGGGACUCCGGGCUGAGGCUGAUCUGGGUAGCAGUCAUUGGAGACUGGCUCAACCUGGUGCUUAAAUGGGUUCUUUUUGGGGAGAGACCAUAUUGGUGGGUUCACGAAACUCAGUUCUAUGGAACAGGUUCACCCCCUCAUCUGCAGCAGUUCCCCAUAACAUGUGAAACCGGUCCAGGAAGCCCUUCAGGACAUGCUAUGGGUGCUGCUAGUGUGUGGUAUGUGAUGGUAACAGCUCUGCUGUCUAUGGCAAAAGAAAACCAAUGCCGUCCUUUACUAUACAGAUUCUUGCAGAGUUGUCUUUGGACACUAAUGGGCAUGGUGGAGCUGCUGGUCUGCAUGUCCAGGGUCUAUAUGGCGGCCCACUUCCCACACCAAGUCAUUGCUGGAGUCAUCACAGGAAUAAUAGUGGCUGGGACUGUUUCACAAUUGAAGUGGAUCUACAGGGCCAGCAUGAAGAAAUACAUCUUUAUGUCAGUCUUCUUGACUUCCUUCGCUGUUGGUUUCUACCUCCUGCUUAAGGCUGUGGGUGUGGACCUCCUGUGGACUUUGGAGAAAGCCCAACGUUGGUGUGUGAGGGCUGAGUGGGUCCACCUGGACACCACUCCCUUCGCCAGCCUCCUCCGUAACACAGGAAGCCUGUUCGGGUUGGGUUUAGGACUACACUCACCCCUCUACACUGAAACCAAGAGGAGCAGAAGUGUUACUUUCAAGAUGGGAUGCGUUGUUGUCUCCUUAUUGCUUCUUCAGAUGUUGGAUGGGUGGACAUUUUCUUCUGAAAACAGCAUGACCUUCUAUUGCCUGUCUUUCAGUAAGAGUGCAGUUGCACUUUUAAUUCCAACCACUUUGGUGCCAUGGGCGCUCUAUCGGAUUUGGAAUGGAAACAUUGAAGACAAGAACUUGUGAUUAAAGGUAAAAUUUAGGGUAAUUUGUAAGUUUAAUUCCCAGUAUUGUGUUGUUGAGGCUUACGAUUAUGGCUCAAAUUGCAGGGUACACUUGUUGGGGGGGAUAGGUCUGACAUCUCCCUAGCUAAGACUCAACAAAAGAGGUAACAGCAACAUUUAUAUAUCGUUCUUACCUGUAGUCAUAAAGAUUCAUGGCUAGUAUAAUAUGGUAAUGUGAUUUCAUACAUUGCUAAAGUGGACCAUACCAUUUCCUAACAUUAGUUAAAACUCUUGUCUG